AUCAUCAAUCUUAAGGAAUUGAAACACUACAUCAAUAACAAAAACAACAAACAAUAAACAAUGUCGGCUGCCCAGAAGUUGGUUAACGUUGCAGUGUGUCUGGUGUGCAUGUUUGUCCUCACCGUCGACGCUUCGCUUUCUUCGGUUUACCAGUCAUGCUUCGAUCCAUGCCAUUCUGCUUGCAAAGACACAGGAAAAACCGUCUUUGCAUGCGGAAAAGAAUGUGAAAGGGGAUGUACAGACAAGGCGUAUAAAGAGGGCAAGCUUAAGGACGAGAGCAAGGAACUUAAGGAAGAGGAGAAGGAACUUUGGGCCUUUCAGAAAAAACAAGUUAAGGAGUAUAUGGACAUGCGUUGCAAGGACUUUGAGAAUAAGCAAUGUAAGACGACGACAAGGAAUGUAAGGACGAGGCGAAGUUCUGUAAGGACAUGCAUAUGGCCUUUAAGGAAGAGAAAAGCAGCUUAA
Ipomoea nil (Japanese morning glory) is the source of this 465-nucleotide messenger RNA. RefSeq lists its product as uncharacterized. The record is from RefSeq and is a predicted model, not a curated record. The coding region runs from base 61 to 465 and encodes 134 amino acids. Lineage: Eukaryota; Viridiplantae; Streptophyta; Magnoliopsida; Solanales; Convolvulaceae. The transcript is spliced from 2 exons.